This is a messenger RNA of Scomber japonicus (chub mackerel), 799 nucleotides long. RefSeq names its product small integral membrane protein 36-like. The transcript has a single exon. NCBI's taxonomy places the organism in Eukaryota, Metazoa, Chordata, Actinopteri, Scombriformes, Scombridae. The coding region runs from base 463 to 765 and encodes 100 amino acids. The record is from RefSeq and is a predicted model, not a curated record.
CACUCUCAAAUACGCCACAUACAGAGUAAUUAAUGUGUACUUGCUAGCAGAUGAUAUAACACAGAAUCUGUCACAGUUGCUGAGUUACCACUGAGGCUUAAGUUAUUAAAGUGAGCCAUUGAUCGCAGAAAUUCAAGGUUGGAGGAGUGGCGCGGAUUAAAGUAUUUUUAUCACAAAGCCACGUAUCCACGGCCCUCGUCUGAAACCGAGAGGUGGGAGACAGAAGCGAGGCAGAGUGGAUGGAGGUUGGGAGGAGGAAGAGGAGGAGGAGGAGGAGGAGGGGGAGCGGAGGAGGACAGGAGCAAGAGACAGAUUGAAGAGGAUAGAUUGAAAGAAAGCCCUGCUGUCACCAGCUUGUUCUUCAGUCUUUAGCACCCGGUCGGUACCUUCCACCUUCCCUUCCCUCUGAGGCCUCCGAUUGUUCUCCGAGGCCUAAGGGCCGCCCAGCAUGAAGCAAGCACCAUGGGCUUUCUGGAAAACUACCAGGAGAUCGACCCCGUCACUUUGAACCUUUGCAUCCUCAUUGCCAGCUACGUUAUCUUGCUCCUGGUCUUCCUGAUAUCGUGUAUCAUGUACGACUGCCGAGGCAAAGAUCCAACCAAGGAGUACGCCCCUGACCCGCAGCCGACCCAGUCUCCCAUCAGGCUGGUGGUGAUGCAGAGCUCUCCAGCACCGGCGGGACGAUGGGACACGGCCAACAUGAUCACAACCUACCACGAGCCAACGCACUCGGACUUUAGGGAGAAGAAGAGCACGAUGGUCUAAGCGAGACUUUAACCUUUGUACAUAGUUGACUCUU